CGAGAUACAUCCGCCAUGAAGAGCUUGGCGAAGCGGGUGAAAAACUUUUUUAAAAAGGAAAAUUGUGGACAUACGUUGAAUUCCUCGCUGGAUUUACAAGACCCUUCUGACACAAUGUCUUCCUCGGGGGGUCGGGAAAAUCGCCCAAUCCCUAGCCUGCCCACCCCUAAAUGGCUCCAUCCCAGGCCAAGCCGCUUGUCGCAUCGCCACGCCGCCUGCUGGCUCCGGAAACACAAGGCCACAUUGGACAGCUUACUGAACGUACUAGAAACGUAUCCGUCAUUACUCUACCAGGAGACGUGCUGGAACCUAAGGCGCUUCGUGGAAUCACGUCAACUCGUCUGCCGCGGAUACCAAGCAGCAAAAUCGCCGAAUCGUCGCAUGGGAGCUCAAACGGAUACCACUUUACCAAAGAUUUUUGUUUCGCACGCGGACAAUGACGUCAUUGACAAGAACAAAACGAGCACUCGUCUGCCCAUCCGCAUCUGCGGGGACGUGGACAAUGACAAGUGGCACCGUUUGAUCGUGAACCUCAGUUGUAAAUUUUCCAUCAUAUGUCAUCCCGCAGGUGAUAUUAACGGUGCUUGUGCGAAUGAAAUCGACGAGCUGAAAAUGGGCGUGUUUGUCUUCCUUCUGGACAGUAAAUCAUUUGCCAGCGAGGAGUGUCGUAAGAUGCUGUCGAAGGCUAUAGCGGCAAAUAUGUCCAUUGUGUUUGUAAGGGACAUGGAAUUCGAGAUUAACGAGUCGGAGAAUGAAAGCGACGUUUUUAAGUAUACCGAGCACGAAAAUGACUUAAAAGAAACCUUUACUGAGGAAAAAACAUUCCCACUCGUACAAUCUGCUCGAUCGUCGCGACUUCGAACUAGCAAUCUUCUCUCCCCUGUAAUGGUAUUCAGUGCGGAACAACAGCGUCGAAAUGUUUCUACACUGCCUUAUGUAUCUCCUUCCGGUAGCCGCUCGCAAUCAUAUCCGGGCACGCCGGCGCCGGCAUCGAAUUGGGUCGCAUCUGAUCCAGAAAACAUUGAUAUCGACCAAGUACUCUGUGAAGAAUACGGGCUCGCUUUGACAUAUCAUCAAAUGUACCACGGCGCUUGCAUGAACCGAAUAAUAUCCGUCAUCGAAAGCAAAUUUCACAUGGGUCGGGAAUCUCGUGCGUCGGUGCAUUCGCAGUUCUCAGCUUACGCAAGCAGCGACUCCGCGUUCAGCGAAAGCUUCCAGUCUCCCGUAAUUUCACACGACGUCGAGAGGACCGGAAGAGCGCGCCCCGAGAGCGUCUCUUCGAUGGACUCCUGUGCAUCAGACACUGUCUACCUGGUGGCGCACGCUAACGGUGAACCGGUAGUCAUGCGCGUCAAGGACGCCGACAGCGCCACUGCACUUCCGGACUCCCCUUCCAUCGACUCGUUUGGGUUUCAAGAUGUCGACCUAAGCAAGAGAAUCAAUGAGCUGGACUUUUAUGAUGAAUCCGAAUUUUAAAGGAAACAAAACACUUAUUAACGUCGGCAUGACAGCGUGUCCUGUGUAUUUAUAAUUAAAUUAGACACAUACAUAACUGAUUUAUUUCUAUUUGAUAAUUUAAUUAUUUGUGUU
Messenger RNA from Dreissena polymorpha, 1590 nucleotides. RefSeq lists its product as uncharacterized. Lineage: Eukaryota; Metazoa; Mollusca; Bivalvia; Myida; Dreissenidae. The transcript is spliced from 2 exons. The record is from RefSeq and is a predicted model, not a curated record. The coding region runs from base 16 to 1476 and encodes 486 amino acids.